Paramuricea clavata is the source of this 3799-nucleotide messenger RNA. The record is from the annotation of a GenBank genome assembly. NCBI's taxonomy places the organism in Eukaryota, Metazoa, Cnidaria, Anthozoa, Malacalcyonacea, Plexauridae.
GAUCAGUGUUGUUAGCGCUAAAAAAUGGCAAAACCACCGCAAAAUUUGUCGUCCGCAUGAAAAAAACGAUAGAAUAGCUAAUUUCCUCGGUGCUAAUUUCAGUAAUUCGUUUUGGCCUUCAUGUCAACUUUGGCUUGGCAGUUUUUGAGGACGAUGAUGCUCUUAUAAAUCUUCCUAAAUUAUUUCCUGUCUGUCGAGAAGGUCUUGAACAAUGAGCAGCAAGUCCUCUGUGAGUUCGAAUGGUUCAGGAACAGACAAUAAAGCUGGGCAAAAGAAGAAAGGUGGCGGGUAUCUUGCAAGACAGGCCAAGGCAAAAAAAACUACUGUCACGGAAGAGGAACUUUCUGCUAAAGAAAGCAUUUCUCCCGAGGAUGUUUUAAGACUGGCUAAACCCACUUCAGGUAGGGAAUGAAUAUAGAGAACUUUCUUGUCUGUUUUUGAGGGAAUUUUGAUAGAGACCCAAAUGAAAAGACGACCUGUUGUCGACGUGUCUAGUAUACACCAACACAGCAUCUCGCAAGCUGACCGCAAACAAAUGUUAUAAAACUCUCAUUUUUUAUCAAAUUUUAAUCCCCUUUUAGACUAUCUCUGCGAUAAGAAGGCAAAUAUUUACGGUAUUGAGUUCACGAGAUUUAAAAUUCGCGAUAUGGACGGGGGAAAAACAUUAUUCGAAAUCGCAAAACCGGACGAAUUUGAGUUCGCCGACGACGAAGACGAUGAAGCCAUCGGUGAUGAGAUCGUUGAAGACGACCCUAACGCUGGCCGUUUUGUCCGCUAUAAAUUCAGUCCAGAGUUCUUAAAAUUGCAGACUGUUGGAGCUACGUGAGUAUUAAAGGCUGCAGCGUAUAUAUUUGUGUAGGAUUUAGAGUUAAAAGUUCAAAUUUUGCUAGCUUUUGCGUUGAUGUGUUUUGAUUGUCGAGUGUUUGUUCUCAACUUUGAAAGUGGAUUAUAAGCGUAGAUUUCUUCUCUAAAAUCCGUUAUUGUACAAUGGAUUUUCGCUUCAUAAUAAGCCUAAAUUACAGAUAAAUCAGCCAGUGACCUGCAAAAUUGCUGGCGAAAAAAAAACAUACGAUUUUCGGGGGGAAUAUUCAACCAAAGUAAACUUUAGCGUGCGUUUGGUUGUCAUGGUAAAAUUUAAACGCACAAUUGCUACAAUUAAAACUAUAUUAACAUAUUUAACGAUUUGUCCCCUUUUAACAAGUAUUCUCUAAGACCCUGUUUACACAGUACUGGCCGAAUUUUGGACCGGCUUGAAAUUUGUCCUUUUUCGCCUGUUUACAUGCGAAUUCGUCCUGUUAGGAGUUCUCAAAUUUGUCCGGUUUUGUGGUUCUUGUGUGUUUACACGGCCGAAACGGAUGAAUUUCAGCCCGGUUCCAAAUUCAUCUGGUACCGUGUAAACAGGGUCUAAGAGUUUUAGGUAUAAAAUCUUCUACCCAAAUAUUUGAGAACCAGUUUCAUGAAGUAGUUAUAUGGAUGAUAAUUUUUUUUUUACUUCCAUUUGCCCCAAUAAAUCAAUAAAUCAGAAGGUGAUUAAAGAUAUUAGGGGCGGACCAUUAGAAAAGUGAUGGGGGGGGGGGGACUUUUUUAUUAACUUGUACAAAUAUUUUUUUUAAAUUUUUUGCUUGUGUUGAUAAUUUUUUAAAUUUAAAUAUAAUCCCUUGUACAAUUUGUUUAUUUCAACUUGUAAUUUUCCCUAUUGAAAAGUUUUUGCACGAAUGUUGUUUUCAAACUUUUGCUGCACAAAUUUUUCUUUCUGUUUCCCCUGUGCGAUUUUUAUUUUUGCUUCCCAGCUCCCCCCCCCCCCCCUAAUGGUCCACCACUUACAAUGUAAGGGAUUUCAUAAUAUUUUGUAUUGUCUAAAAAUGUUUCAAAAAAUGUUGAAAUGCAAGAUUUUUUGUUGAAAAAAGCUUGAGCUUUUAAUGAUAUUAUGCAGCUGAAUUUCAAAAGAUCUGAAGUUCUGCAAUUCCAUGAAUACCAUGAUUGUGACAAUUAAAAUGAAAAUGAACUGAUCAGCAUUUUUCAGAAUGCUUCUACUAAUACAAAGUGUUAAAAAUUUUAAGAAACAUAUUUUUUUUGUAUUUUCAGUGUGGAAUUUGUUGUUGGUGACAACCCUGUGAGUAAUUUCCGUAUGAUUGAACGACAUUUUUUCCAAGAUAAAUUGUUGAAAACAUUUGACUUCUCGUUUGGUUUCUGCAUACCUAACAGCAAGAACACAUGUGAACAUAUCUAUGAAUUUCCCAGCUUAUCAAGUGAAGAACGUAAGUGUCAUAAAUCCAAGCAUGUUUUCAAGGCAUCAAUAGGACAUAUAUACAGUACAUGUCAGAAUGAGCAGAGAAAUUACCAAUAAACAUUUCUCCUUGAACAUUGAACAUGGUAUUGGUACAGUUCUGUUAUAACGACUGUAGCUCUUGGUUUUUAGACAAUAGUUACACUUACAAAUUAAUAUAAUAUAAUUUAUUAUUAUAACAAACUCAAUCUCACCAAACCCCAAUCUCAUGAGGGCUUUCAAAACCAACUGGUGGCUACCGGAGCUCCAGCAAGGUGUUUACUGCCGGCUACUUUCUUCUGUACUGUACAUCAAUCUCUCUUUUUUUUGUGGUUUAUGGCUAUAUAGUAUGCCUGUUUUCAGCAUACCUUGUUUCUAUUACCGUCACAGAUUUCUGUAUUGUAAUGUUGGAUGUUUUUAGUUAUUGUGCAGACGAACACACAAUACCAACUUAGUUGAAAACAUAGUCUCAUGAGGUUAUAAAUAUUCUUGUUUUCUUAUGUUUUAGUUCAAGAGAUGGUGGACCACCCAUAUGAGGCAAAAUCUGACAGUUUUUAUUUUGUCGACAACAAACUAAUUAUGCAUAACAAGGCAGAUUAUGCUUAUAAUGGAUAGGAGUGUGUAUCACUAUGAUAUUUUAACUAAUAUUUCAAAAAAAUUUUAAUAUAUUUGUAAAUAGAUGUAGGCAUAAUUGAUUGCAAUGAACAUUCUAUGUGUAGUGAAAUUACACGGUGGGGGUUCCAGACCCACAAUAAUUUCUGAAAGUCUUUGGAUGACAGAUGAAUAACUGUGUAACAAAGCUAUAAAAAUCAUUUUUCAACCGUGAAAGCAUUGGUAGGCUAUAAAAUUAUAUUGGUAGGCCAUAAAUUAUAUGUGCUCACCCAGGAUAUAUAAAAUUAAGCUAUAUAUUGCAAGAUGUUUUUAAAAGGCAAAAAAGUUAAACUGAGAUUUCCAUGAGCAACAAAAUGUAGUUGGUGGCGACUUAAAUUCACGUCCCCAAUGUCUGCCACUGAAAAUACUGAUCUUACAUAUACGUUAUGUUCAGUGUCCAUAAAUAACCUUCAAAAUUAUUUUUGGUAUGUGUAAUAUUUGGGUCAUUCUAAGAAGAAUUGUAAUAUAUCUUUAUAGAAAAACCUGAUCUGUAGUUCCCUUUAGAAGUUGCCAUUUUUUUUUGGGCUGCUAAUUUUUAUCUAGCAUAAAAGUGCGGGGCUUUUUACUGUAAGGAUAUAUUACAUUUUUAGAAUGAUCCAAAUUAGCCUCUCUAUGGGUUUACUUUUAGCCCGCGAAUGGGUCCCAGAAAUAAAAGAGUACGUACUUGUUAGCUUGCUCCUCAUUAGCAUUCUAUUGUCUUAUAAUCCUCCAGACUGCUUUGCGCGUUUGAUAAAUACUUUCACUUGCUCUCGAGGUCGUGAGCGCGAGGUAAAUUCCUUCGUUCCAAACAAAGCCGGAAGGACUUUGCGAAAGUUUACAAGCUCACCAGACAGGGUUACAUUUUCAUGUCAGGGAUUGGAUUAGGUUCCGUGAUUGCGUGAC